AUGGGCAUCGCCGAGUCCACGCCGGACGAGCUGCCGUCGGACGCCGAGGAGCAGCUGCGCAGCGGCGAGCAGCAGCUGGAGCUGAGCGGGAGGCGGCUGCGGCGGCUGCCCGGCGCCGUGUGCGCGCUGAGCCGCCUGCAGAAGCUGUACGUGAGCGGCACGGGGCUGCGCGAGCUGCCCGAGGAGAUCGAGGAGCUGCGCGAGCUGCGCAUCCUGGCGCUCGACUUCAACAAACUCGAGCGCUUGCCCGACGGCCUGUGUCGCCUGCCGCGCCUCACGCGCCUCUACCUGGGCGGCAACCGGCUGCUGGCGCUGCCCGCCGACUUCGCGCAGCUGCAGAGCCUGCGCUGCCUCUGGAUCGAGGGCAACUUCCUGCGGCGCUUCCCGCGGCCGCUGCUGCGCCUGGUGGCGCUGCAGUCGCUGCAGAUGGGCGACAACCGGCUGCGCGCGCUGCCCGCCGAGCUGCCGCGCAUGACGGGCCUGCGCGGCCUCUGGCUCUACGGCAACCGCUUCGAGGAGUUCCCGCCCGCGCUGCUGCGCAUGGGCCGCCUGCACAUCCUCGACCUGGACCGCAACCGCCUGGGCGGCUUCCCCGACCUGCACCCGCUGCGCGCCCUGCGCGUCUUCUCCUACGACCACAACCCGGUCACUGGGCCCCCGCGCGUCGCCGACACCGUCUUCCUCGUGGGCGAGGGCGCGGUCGAGCGCAUGGCCGAGCGUGACGAGCCCACGCCCCGGCCGCCGCCCCGGCGCCCAGCUCGGGCUUUUGAGGAUGAGGAGGAAGAAGACCUACUCAUAGGGGGCGGGAGCUCCCGGGCUCUGGGGCCCCCCGGGGGCAGCCUCCCCGCCCUGGAAGCCGCCCCAGGACUGGGCACCUGAGCCUGUGCUCUGGGUGAUGGACUUCGGCCGUUCUGGGAGGAGGGGCUCCGGGAAGGACUGUGGGAACGGUGGUCCCCUACCUUGGGGCAGCGGAGGGACCGCUUUGGGCAAUCUGUAGGGGACGGGCAGGCCUGGGGGCCAUCUUCAAGUAUUCCCGUUUGGUAAGGAGACUGCCGCCUGGCUGAUCUCUGGGCAGUCCUCGGACGAAGUCCCGACUCAGUCAAGUUCCCUAUGGCUCUGUCGGGUCUCUGACAGCAGAGUCACUGACCGCACAGUAGAGAUGCUGGCUUCCUCCUGGAACCAGGGUCACCGCUCGCUGCUGGCUGAGUCUGGAUGCCCAGGCUGCCGCUCCAACCCCCCUCCUCCUGGAGUUUGGAUCUCCUAGACCCUACCCUUUCUGGUGCAGGAGCCGCCACCUCUGGGGUGGACCACACGCCCGUGCAUGGGCCCGGAAUCUUGCUGGGAGAAGAGAGCUCUCUCUCCUUUCCCCACAGCCUGAGCCUUCCAGCUGUCAAGUUUGAAAAGAAGCCACUGUGCCUCUAGGGCCUCCUGCGCGGAAGAGAGAGGUCGUCUGCCCUGGGAGGCUGCUCCAGAA
This is a messenger RNA of Lynx canadensis (Canada lynx), 1474 nucleotides long. RefSeq names its product leucine rich repeat containing 10B (gene LRRC10B). The record is from RefSeq and is a predicted model, not a curated record. Bases 1 to 879 code for a protein of 292 amino acids. Gene Ontology annotation, molecular function: protein binding. The transcript has 2 exons. NCBI's taxonomy places the organism in Eukaryota, Metazoa, Chordata, Mammalia, Carnivora, Felidae.